This is a messenger RNA of Mus musculus (house mouse), 4666 nucleotides long. RefSeq names its product protocadherin gamma subfamily A, 5 (gene Pcdhga5). Gene Ontology annotation, cellular component: plasma membrane; membrane. Gene Ontology annotation, molecular function: calcium ion binding. The record is from RefSeq and is marked validated. Lineage: Eukaryota; Metazoa; Chordata; Mammalia; Rodentia; Muridae. Gene Ontology annotation, biological process: homophilic cell-cell adhesion; cell adhesion. The coding region runs from base 127 to 2925 and encodes 932 amino acids. The transcript is spliced from 4 exons.
GCACCAGAGACCAAACAAGCUCUUGGGGAAAGCCACCAUCCUUAGUCCCGCUCUCCCCGGCUUUAGAGAAAUAAGGAAACAGCAGGUUGAACCAGGACUAAGAGGAAAACAACUAAAGAAAAGACAAUGGCAGACCCACCGAGGCGCUGGAUCUGCAACGACUUGCUGACGUUCUUCAUGCUGCUGGGGACGCUGUGCGCGCCAGGAAAGGGGCAGAUCCGCUACUCUGUGCGGGAGGAGCUGGACAAAGGCUCCUUCGUGGGCAACAUCUCCAAGGACCUGGGGCUGGAGCCCCGCGAGCUGGCGGAGCGCGGGGUCCGCAUUAUCUCCAGAGGUAGGUCGCAGCUUUUCUCUCUGAACCCGCGAGGCGGCAGCCUGGUCACCGCGGGCAGGAUAGACAGGGAAGAGCUGUGCGUCCAGAGCUCUCCCUGUCUCGUCAGCUUUAACAUCUUGGUUGAAAAUAAAAUGAAAAUUUAUGGAGUAGAAGUGGAAAUCCUUGAUAUUAAUGAUAACUUCCCCCGGUUCCGCGAUGAGGAGUUAAAAGUAAAAGUUAAUGAAAACGCAGCUGCAGGAACACGUUUGGUGCUCCCCUUCGCGAGAGAUGGGGAUGUGGGUGUGAAUUCCCUCCAGGGUUACAAGCUUAGCUCCAACCGGCACUUCUCUCUGGACGUGAAGAGCGGAUCUGACGGGCAAAAACACCCAGAGUUGGUGUUGGAACAGCCCCUGGACCGUGAGAAGGAGUCUGCUCAUGACCUGGUCCUCACAGCUUUGGAUGGCGGAAACCCAGUACUUUCGAGCACCGUCCAUAUCAGCGUGACCGUUCUUGAUGCAAACGAUAACGCACCCUUGUUUACCCAAAGCGAAUAUAGGGUGAGUGUUCCGGAGAACACACCUGUGGGCACUAGACUCCUCACACUCACCGCCACGGAUGCAGACGAGGGAAUCAACGCAAAGUUGACCUUCUCUUUCCGCAACGAAGAAGACAAAAUUUCUGAAACUUUCCAACUCGAUUCUAAUCUUGGGGAAAUCUCAACUAUUCAAUCCCUGGACUAUGAAGAAUCCAGAUUCUAUCUCAUGGAAGUGGUAGCUCAGGACGGAGGCGCUCUUCUUGCCAGCGCUAAGGUGUUGGUCACAGUCCAGGAUGUGAAUGACAAUGCCCCAGAAGUGAUACUCACCUCCCUCACCAGCUCCGUCUCUGAAGACUGUCUACCCGGAACCAUAAUUGCGCUUUUCAGCGUACAUGAUGCUGAUUCUGGGGAGAAUGGAGAAAUUUCAUGUUCUAUUCCCAAAAACCUGCCCUUCAAACUGGAAAAGUCAGUUGAUAAUUACUAUCACCUACUAACAACAAGAGCACUGGAUAGAGAAGAGACUUCAGAUUAUAACAUCACAGUGACCGUUGUUGACCGUGGAACUCCUCCCCUGUCUACAGAAAACCACAUCUCUCUGAAAGUAGCCGACAUAAAUGACAACCCACCCACCUUCUCUCGUCCCUUCUAUUCCACUUCCAUCUCAGAAAAUAACCCCAGAGGUGUCUCCAUUUUUUCGGUUUACGCCUAUGACGCUGACAGUGGUGAUAACGCCCAAGUCACUUACUCCCUGGCUGAAAAUACAUUUCAAGAAGUGCCUGUGUCAUCCUAUGUCUCCAUUAACUCUGACACUGGUGUCCUGUAUGCAUUGCAAUCCUUUGACUAUGAGCACUUGAGAGACCUGCAGCUACUGGUGACAGCUAAGGACAGUGGGACUCCUCCACUCAGCAGCAAUGUGUCCAUGAGCUUGUUUGUGCUGGACCAGAAUGACAACAUUCCUGAGAUCCUGUACCCAACUAUUCCCACUGAUGGCUCCACAGGUGUGGAACUGGCACCACGAUCUGCAGAGCCUGGAUACCUGGUAACCAAAGUGGUGGCAGUGGACAAAGAUUCGGGACAGAAUGCCUGGUUGUCCUACCGCCUGCUCAAGGCCAGUGAACCAGGACUCUUCUCAAUAGGGCUUCACACGGGUGAGGUGUGCACAGCAAGGGCUCUGUUGGAUAGAGAUGUUCUCAAGCAGAGCCUGGUGGUGGCUGUCCAGGACCAUGGCCAGCCCCCUCUCUCAGCCACUGUCACACUCACUAUCGCUGUAGGAGAUAGCAUCCCAGAUGUACUGACUGACUUAGGCAACCACAACACACUGGCAGAGCCCCAGGAUUCAGACCUCACACUCUACCUAGUGGUUUCGGUGGCAGUGGUGUCCUGUGUCUUUCUGGGAUUUGUUACCGUGCUGUUGGCCCUCAGGCUGAGGCACUGGCACAUGUCACGCCUGCUUCAGACUUCCACAGGCAGAUUGGCCGACAUGCCCGCCUCCCAUUUUGUGGGCAUGGAUGGGGUGCAGGCUUACCUGCAGACCUAUUCCCACGAAAUCUCCCUCACUACAGACUCCAAAAAGAGCCACCUGAUCUUCCCCCAGCCCAAUUAUGCUGACAGGCUCAUUAGUGAAGAGAGCUGUGAGAAGAGUGAGCCUCUUCUGAUACCUCAUAAUAUACACACACACAAAGAAGAGCCCGGAGAUGCUCAGCAAGCCCCGCCCAACACUGACUGGCGUUUCUCUCAAGCCCAGAGACCCGGCACGAGCGGAUCCCAAAAUGGUGAUGAAACUGGCACCUGGCCCAACAACCAGUUUGAUACAGAGAUGCUGCAAGCCAUGAUCUUGGCCUCUGCCAGCGAAGCUGCUGAUGGGAGCUCUACCCUGGGAGGGGGCGCUGGCACCAUGGGUCUGAGCGCUCGAUACGGACCCCAGUUUACCCUGCAGCACGUGCCUGACUACCGCCAGAACGUGUACAUCCCUGGCAGCAAUGCCACGCUGACCAAUGCCGCUGGCAAACGAGAUGGCAAGGCUCCAGCAGGUGGUAAUGGCAACAAGAAGAAAUCGGGCAAGAAAGAGAAGAAGUAAUAUGGAGGCCAGGCCUUGAACCACAAGGCAGCCUCCCUCCCCAGCCAGUCCAGCUCGUCCUUACUUGUACCCAGGCCUCAGAAUUUCAGGGCUCACCCCAGGAUACUGGUAGGAGCCAGGGCCAUGCUCCCCGUUGGGAAACAGAAACACGUGCCCAAGCCAACACCCCCUCUCUAUACCCUAGGGAGUUGAAUAUGCAAAGAGAGUUCUGCUGGGACCCCCCUAUUCAAUCAGUGAUUGUACCCACAUGGGUAGCAGGGUUUGUGUGUGUGGACAUACACACACACACACACACACACACACACAAACCAUGCCACACUCCCUUAGUUACAGCUGAACUCCUCCAUCUUCCAACCCAGGCAGGCUUAUCCAUCUCCUGCCGCCCUCUCCCCACCCCACCCACUCCUUCAGUCCCUCUCUUUGAGCAAGGUAGCUGGGCUGUUGGGGUGACCGGUGAGCUAAGCCGGCUCCUAGUUCUGAACGGUAGGGAGAGUAUUACAAUCUUUUGGCCUCUCCUUCAGUUCAGCUUUCCCCCAAAGCAUGGUUUGGUACCAGUCUUCUCUUUUCCUUCCAGAGCCUGAGACCAAUGCUUAAGUUUUGGGGGAACAGGCACCCUCCCUCUGGUACUGAUGAUGCUUGCUGGAUUUUGGGAAGGCAUUUUGCUACUAAGCCUCUUUUCAAUGCCUGGGGACAACUAGUCUUUUGUUUUUCAUUGUUUGAUGUUCCCACUGCAUGCUGUGACUUCCCUACACCUCAAAGAAGAGACUCCUUUGCAUGUCUGGAGACAGUAGGGGGUGGUAAACUAAAGGGAAGUUGAGAGUGUAUACUGCUGGGAGUGGGGCAGUGGACAAAACAGCCUGUUAAUAGGGUCUUGCAAGGGGCUCUGUAUGUACCCAGGGGACUGGCUCAAUCCUCACAUUCUAGCCAUAGACAAACACCAGGCCAGACCCCUCCAUUCUGGUUCAGCCUGGGCAGCUUGGGCUGAGCCACCAGGACCAAUGGAUUUAAGCUGACAUUUCAGUCCAAGACGACGACUUCUAAGUGAGUUUAAGACCAGAGAGGAAAGAGGGGCCUCUGUGGGUGCUGGGUACUCCAGAGGUGCCCUUGGUGGGAGGACCAGUGGUCUUAGCAGGAAGGGGGGCCCAGCAAGGUCAUUCUUGGACCCUGGGUCUAGUCCAGUAGCUAGAAAAAGGGACCAAGUGGCCAUAAAGUCCCAGCCAAUGAUGGGGCUUUUCCAGUGGGCCCCUGUAGACCUCAAGCCCCUGGCCUCCACCUUACCAGGUGCCAUUUCUUCUCAGAAGGCCACUGCCCAGGCCCCCAGGCCGCCCCCUUGUGGCCAGAGAACGGUUAAAGCCCCCCAGUGCCUCCUUGUGCAUAGAACUUCCUCUGCCCUAGCCCUUACAGUAGUGUAGAAGAUCCCCCUCCCCCGCUGGUGUAGAAUAGCCAAUAGUAUAGUGUGGUGUGCUUUUACGUGAUGGCGAGUGGGCAGCGGGCGGUGGGCUGUACACAGCCGUCUGUCCUUUGAAUCUCAAUCUGCCUGCGCGGCCCGUGCUGUGUUUUGUGCUGUGUCCACACGCUGCGGCGACCCCUCCCUGUACUGACUUCUCUAUAAAAAGCUUCUCUUCGCAUAGUCACGUAGCUCCUGCCCAUCCCCCUUCCGAUAUCUCUCGCAAGUUUUAUACUCUAAUAUUUAUAUGGCUUUUUUCUUCGAAAAUUAAAAAUAAAAAAAUGGUUUCUUCUG